AUGACCUCGUCUGUGGCAGUAGCAAGUCGCAACCUCAGCCUCGUCGGCGUCAGUCGCAAGUCACCUCAGCCUCGUCUGCGACAGUCGCAACUGUGUGAAACUGUGAAUAUGGUGAAAGCUAGUGGAAGUAGUAGAAAAGAUUCUGCUUGGAAGUAUACAGAGGAGGUAGAAGUUGGAAAGGGGAAGAAGAAAGGAUAUGUAUAUGUGAAAUGCAAUUUUUGCAACAAAGUUCUUACCGGAGGCAUUAAAAGGGCAAAAGAUCAUCUUGCAUGCACACAUAAAAAUGUUGCUCCGUGUCCGAAGGUUCCUGAAGAUGUUAAGCAGGAGAUGAAACAAUAUUUGGAAAAAGGGACCGCGUUAAGGCAUAUGGCACAAGGAAGGUUUGAGGAGAGAGUUUCGGCUGGUUCUUACUUUGAAGACAUGAAUUCUAAUCCUACAAGUGUUAGUGGACCUAGUGGUGGUGCAUGUGUGUCAUCUCGAGGAGUUCGGGGGCCUAUGGAAAGGUACAUUGCCAAAAUUGAUGACGAUGAGGAUGUUGAUAGGGCAAAAACCACCAUGACUAGUACAAAUGCAAAACAAGCUCGGAGUCGUGUUUGUUUGGACAUCGGGAGGUUCUUCUUUGAAAAUGCAAUUCCUUUCAAUGUGGCAAGGAGUCCAUCAUUCAUCAACAUGUGUCGAUCAAUUGGUUCAUAUGGACAAGGCCUUAAACCUCCUACCAUGCAUGAAUUGAGAACAUGGAUUUUGAAGGAUGAGCUGGACACUUCCAAGAAAAUAGUUGAUAAUAUUAAGAAGACAUGGGCGCACACAGGGGUUUCAAUACUAUCUGAUGGUUGGACUGACAUUUCUGGGAGGACUUUGAUCAACUUUCUUGUGAAUAAUCCUAAUGGGACGGUGUUCUUGAGAUGUGUUGAUACUUCUGAACAUAUGAAGGAUGCAGAUUUGUUGUUUAAGUUGCUUGAUGGCAUUGUUGAGGAAGUUGGGGAAGAGUUAGUGGUUCAAGUUGUGACGGACAAUGCAAGUAACUACAAAGCAACAGAAAGAAAUUGA
Tripterygium wilfordii is the source of this 1047-nucleotide messenger RNA. RefSeq lists its product as uncharacterized. The record is from RefSeq and is a predicted model, not a curated record. Gene Ontology annotation, molecular function: DNA binding. Lineage: Eukaryota; Viridiplantae; Streptophyta; Magnoliopsida; Celastrales; Celastraceae. The transcript has 3 exons. The coding region runs from base 1 to 1047 and encodes 348 amino acids.